GGCGGUACGGGCAGAGCGGCGGCGGAGCCGGGGUGAGCGCGUUUUGCCGUGUCCAGAGCCAUGCCCGGGCUGUGGGAGAGGCUGGCGGGCGGCGAGCGGGGCCGCCUGGAGACCUCCGACUGCGAGUCGCUGGGCAGCGCCUCCGGCUCGGAGGGAGAUGCCGAGUACGCCGAGGGUGUCUCCCUGCCGGACCUGGACCUGGAGCUGCUGCACGAUCCCGAGGAUGAGCUGCUGUGYGCCAGCCUGCUGGACGUGGUGCAGGCCACGCUGGGCCGGGCCCCGCUGGGCUCCAAGCGCUGCUCGCGGCUCCUGAUGCCGGCCCAGCUGCAGGCGCAGGUGCGGACGGAGCUGCUGCGCCUGGCGUGCAGCGAACCCUGCGGGCUGCGCGGGGCCCUGCUCGACCUGUGCGUGGAGCACGGYAAAGCCUGCCACGACGUGGGGCACAUCGCCGCCGACCCCGCCGUGGUGCCCACCUUCCAGCUCACGCUGGUGCUCCGCCUGGACUCCCGCCUCUGGCCCAAGAUCCAGGGACUCUUCGGCUCGGGGCCGGCGUUCGCGCCGCUGAAGCUGAGCACGGGCUUCCGAGUGAUCAAGAAGAAGCUGUACAGCUCCGAGCAGCUGCUCAUCGAGGAGUGUUGAGGGCCCGGCGGAGGAGCCACUUCCCAAGCGCUUUGGAAGAAGCGGGCGGAGCGUGGCGGCUCCUGGCAGCCGCUGUAGUUUAGGUUAGGCUGGAGUAGGGCUGUAGGUGGAAGUAGUUCGGGCGGGCUGAGGUCCCCGUGGGGGCCCGUCUGUGCCGGGACAUCCCUGGCGUGGAGCAGCCGGGACCCGGCUGGAGGUCGCUUCACGCCUUCCUUCAGUCGGUGACUGUGGCACCAUCCCGGAGGCGGCAGCGGGGCUGCCGGAGCGGCGCUGGGCUCCUGACGGCCGAUGGAUCGCAUCGGGGGGUUUUGUAUCCAGGAUUGUAAUCAGUGGGGUCUCAGGGGGAGGGGGAGCGUGGGAGCGAAUGACGGCCGAGGUGGSGUCUGCAUCAAAGCCCAGCGCCGGCUCCCGGGCUCUGGAAUCGUGUCUGGGAUCACGGGAGGGUGUGAUCACCCCGUGAGGGGCCGGAGGGCAGGACCCCCGGCCCCGACACGCUGGGGGCACUGCGUCGGUUCCAGUUUACACUCAUACACUUGAUGUUCAAGUGCGAGAAUUCCUAUGCAAUCGUGUUCGGGUGGUUUUUUUACUUUUCUAAUAAAAUUUGUCUUGAUUGAUAA
Messenger RNA from Malurus melanocephalus (red-backed fairy wren), 1256 nucleotides. RefSeq names its product DNA damage inducible transcript 4 (gene DDIT4). Gene Ontology annotation, biological process: response to hypoxia; negative regulation of TOR signaling; apoptotic process. Gene Ontology annotation, cellular component: cytoplasm. Bases 61 to 639 code for a protein of 192 amino acids. The record is from RefSeq and is a predicted model, not a curated record. The transcript is spliced from 2 exons. Lineage: Eukaryota; Metazoa; Chordata; Aves; Passeriformes; Maluridae. Gene Ontology annotation, molecular function: 14-3-3 protein binding.